Messenger RNA from Marasmius oreades (fairy-ring Marasmius), 2103 nucleotides. RefSeq lists its product as uncharacterized. The transcript is spliced from 7 exons. The coding region runs from base 1 to 2103 and encodes 700 amino acids. Lineage: Eukaryota; Fungi; Basidiomycota; Agaricomycetes; Agaricales; Marasmiaceae. Gene Ontology annotation, cellular component: heterotrimeric G-protein complex. Gene Ontology annotation, molecular function: guanyl nucleotide binding; GTPase activity; G-protein beta/gamma-subunit complex binding. The record is from RefSeq and is a predicted model, not a curated record. Gene Ontology annotation, biological process: adenylate cyclase-modulating G protein-coupled receptor signaling pathway.
AUGGACAGCUACUCAGAGAUUGCCAGCCUCGACUCUUUUACCGGCACAGAAACCUCAAGGUCGACGGUCCCAGGACUUGGUUACCUCUCGGGGAAAGCCACCAAGAGACUUGGAGAAGCCGUGCUCAAUGGUGUGGAUUAUCUUGUGGUCAACCGCCAACUGAAUCGGGUCGAAGCCCGCAUCAGGAAGGACGGAUCCCUGGACAAGCAUGAGGCUGAAGGUCGGGAUAUGUGUAGUAUAUUGCUCGAGUUGACUCACCCCGGCUAUUCUUUUCCAGUGCAAACGAAGGCUCUACGUUUGAUAAUGGAACAGAUUGGCUCAAUGAGUUUCAAAUCCCUUGCUGCAGCCCUCGUCGUGAUGAACUCGUCCUUCACAACUCACCGUCAUCUUUUGACGAUCAUUGAAUGUUUAUGGAGCUCUCGGAGGAUAGGCGUUUCCUCUGACACUGCUACCAUCCGUGAUUCAAUGACCACAAAAAAGAUCACAGCAUGUCAGGCCGCAGGUUAUGAAGCAUAUAUGGCAGUUUUUACCAACUCGAAUGACAUGUCCGUUCUCUCUUCAUCUUCUGCCUUCAUCCUAUACUUGGCCUUUAUAAUCGCUAUUGGCUCAAAAGACCACGCGCGAAUCAUCUUCAGCCUCGAUAUUUCGCGAUUUCUGGAGGCGAUAGGUUUAUUCGACCCAUUGAGAUCGCGCAGCGAAACAAUAGCCGGACGACUUCUGUUGCACGUUAUUGCGCUCAAGUUGGAUCCUAUUCAAGAUGCAGAUGCGGUGGCCAGUAUUGAAAACAACAUUUCUACGUUGAAAAUGUCGCGUUCUAACCCCUCGAACUCGAGGCCCAAGUUGGAUCCUAUUCAAUAUGCAGAUGCGGUGGCCAGUGUUGAAAAGAUCAUUUCUACCUUGACAAAGUCACCUUCUAACCCGUCGAACUCGAGUUCAACGAAUGAUGAUAUGGAAGAUUUAUGGAAACGGUUGGAAAAUUGGUACACCGUAGCAUCUUCGCAGCGAAGUCCGCUGAUCGACGUCGUUUCGGAUGCAAUCGUGUUCAUAAGGGACGACACUCUGUUCAGGAACAUGCAACCGAGGGUAAUGGACCCCCCGAAGGAUGUGAAAGUCCUUCUUCUGGGUUCUAGUGAAUGUGGAAAGACUACCAUCAUGAAGCAGCUGAUACUAUCUCACCGUGGAUCGGAGCAAUUCACCUCUCAGUUUUCGGACAAGGUCAUGUAUGCAUGGGAUUUAGCCAAAGGCGUCGUUUUCCCCCUCGAAGGACUGAUGGAGAAACAACUAGGAUAUGCACUCGAAUGGGAUUGGGGAUUGGUCGACAUCAGGGUGUUGAUGAGGGUGUUGAGCAUCGCGGUGUUGAGCAUUGCAGAUCUCAAAAUGCUCAUGUCUUCCAUACGGGCGCGUACCAGAGAUCUUGCUUCAUUACAAUCGCUAGCAGACGAGAACCUAUCCUACCGUUUGAGCGUACUCAAGCGUAUCGAAGAACUACCGUCGUCAGAAUAUGAAUCUUAUGCGCCUACAGAAGAAGAUCUCGUUCGGUGGUACAUCAAAACAACCGGACCAUACGAAGAAACGUUUGAAACAGCCACUAGAAACUACCAUGUUUGGGAUUGUGGAGGACAGAGAAUCGAACGAAAGAAGUGGAUUCAUUGUUUCCAAGAUGUUUCUGUGAUGUUGUACAUCGCCUCCCUCACCGAUUACGAUCAGGUACUUAGGGAGGACGGAGAAUAUAACCAAAUGAAGGAAUCAUUAUUAGUAUUUGAUUCACUCUGUCAAUCAAAAUGGUUCAAGAUUACCCCCAUAAUCCUGGUGCUCACGAAACGGGAUUGCCUAACUAACCAAAAGUUAUCAUUAUCACCUCUUGAAGAUUACUUUCCAGACUACACCGGGGGUCCAGACGAAAACGCGGCUUUUGAAUAUAUCAAAGGAAUGUUUCUUCAACUGUGCCAAGAUCGAGCCGGGGUGUCGGUGCACGUUAUGAACCCGAAUAGUGCCGAAGAGGUAAAAACUUUGUUCAAACGUAUUGAUGAAGCUCUGGACUCCAGCUCAUCAAAACGAAAGCUGAGUGCUAGGAGAAAAGAAUUCCAGCGGUGGAGAGGGUAG